Dufourea novaeangliae is the source of this 1620-nucleotide messenger RNA. It is a transcript of the gene Grip91, whose product is annotated as gamma-tubulin complex component 3 homolog. NCBI's taxonomy places the organism in Eukaryota, Metazoa, Arthropoda, Insecta, Hymenoptera, Halictidae. Gene Ontology annotation, cellular component: spindle pole; gamma-tubulin small complex; equatorial microtubule organizing center. Gene Ontology annotation, molecular function: microtubule minus-end binding; gamma-tubulin binding. The record is from RefSeq and is a predicted model, not a curated record. The annotation marks the transcript as partial. The transcript has 7 exons. Gene Ontology annotation, biological process: microtubule nucleation; spindle assembly; mitotic cell cycle.
AUGGAAGUAAUCAGGAAAUGGAUGCGUUUUUCUCUGGAUGUAUUAUCGUCAUCUCAAGGAGUAGAAUCAUUACAAGAAGAUGAAAUUACUCUUGCAUGUAAUAUAAAAGAUAAAUUGCCUCAUUGUGAUGCCCUACAAUUUGACAAAUUGUUUCACGAGUUGCAGGACGGGCCGUUAAAAAACAGAACACAGAUUCUUAUAUUUCUGAUGAACAUGUGUCACUCGGCUGAUCAACUCAAGAAAAGAAUAUUCUCAGUUCCUGACUUGAAACUUGGUUUAACGUCGUGUGUUGCAUCAUCUAGUGGUCAGAGGCCGGACAUGCAUGCAUCAUCGCAAAUUGUGUCUGUCAGUAACACGGACAAAAUUACAGGGGACUUCCUAACAAACCCUAACAAAAUACUUGGUGAAGAGAAUGUUUCAGAAGAUGUAUUAGUUCAAGACCUUAUAUAUUCCUUUCAAGGCAUUGAAGGGAAGAUAUUAAAGUUGGAUUCCAAUUAUGGUUUUCAAAUAGAUCCUAUGCUGAAUAUCGAUAGAUCCCGGAAACAGGCCACUUUGAGGCUGAGUGAAUUGGGAUAUUUACAUAAUAUAGUACAAAAAGGUUUGGAAAGAAUAUCAGCCGCUUCAAGUGGACAGGUAGCUGAUAGUUUUGUCGCGGCGUUGCAUUCUAAAUUAUCUGACUAUUACAGAUUUAUAGCUACUAUUCAAGAGGAAGUAAACAGAGUGCAUUCUCAAUCAGGAUUAUACAGAGUUACUUUGUCGCACUUGCACUUGUGGGCAUAUGAGCCUUUAGAAACUUUAAAGUGGUUAGCAAGUAUAGUGAGAACUUGUCAAGGACAAAAAGGUGGCGCACUUGCUUCUGCUGUAUAUGAGUUUAGUAACUACGGAGACGCAUACGUGAAAAAGUUAGUCAAGGGAAUUUUGGAAAGUGUUUGCGAUCCUCUAUAUAAUAUGUUGAUAAAGUGGAUUGCUGAUGGUGAAUUAGAUGAUCCAUACAGAGAAUUUUUUAUCGAAACUUGUGCUGACAUUACUGGAGACAGAAUGUGGCACGAAAAAUAUCAAGUUCGUAGUAGUAUGCUUCCAUCGUUUAUUACAAAAACACGAGCCAAACAAAUUUUGGGAACAGGAAAGGGUAUUAACUUCUUACGUGAAGUAUGUAAAGACAUUACACCGUGGCAAGGCAAACAUACAGACAUGUUUAAAAAUUUUAUUGAAGAAUACAAAGUUGAUAUCCUCUUUGAUAUGGAUCCUGAUGGUCGGUUACAAACUAUGAUGAAUGUAGCCUACAAAGAAACGUCAACUAGGGUAGUCGAAGUAUUAACGAAGCAAUACCAUUUUAUGGAUCACUUACAUGCUAUUAAAGGUUAUCUUUUACUAGGACAGGGACAUUUUAUUCAACAUCUUAUGCAUUUAUUAGAGUUAGAAUUAGACAAACCUGCCAGUUCUUUAUAUCCACACAAUAUAUCUUCUAUUUUGGAAACGGGAAUAAGAGCGACUAGUGCAAAAAUUGACGACACAGAUGUACAUGGCCGACUGGACGUAAGAUUGUUAGCACCCUCAGAAAAUGAAACUGGCUGGGAUGUUUUUAUUCUCGAUUACAAUGUAAGCGGUCCCAUUGGAACG